Molecule: messenger RNA, 2071 nt
Organism: Thermothelomyces thermophilus ATCC 42464
Lineage: Eukaryota; Fungi; Ascomycota; Sordariomycetes; Sordariales; Chaetomiaceae
Exons: 2
Coding region: 200-1942 (580 amino acids)
Biological process (GO): negative regulation of transcription by RNA polymerase II; mitochondria-nucleus signaling pathway; regulation of nitrogen utilization
Cellular component (GO): cytoplasm
Source: RefSeq, a predicted model, not a curated record
CAGCUCAACCGAUUGUGCUGUUGGUGUCGAGCAGGUCACAGAAUCGAGCCAACUGUGCCCCAGCAAUACCGCGACACACGCCAACAAGAAUAGCAGCAGCCGGCGAGUAACCGUGGCUCCCGAAACAUCGAGGACAACCAUCGCAUUUUCCUCUCAACCUGGCUCAGCAUCUGCUCAGCACGAGCAGUACCCGACCACCAUGCCCAUGUCUUUGGAGGCUCCCGUCCUCCAAGUGGACGCAAAUGUGAUCCAUAAGGUUGACACGACCAACCCAGCAAAUCUUUUCAGCAUGUGGACGGUUUUCGCAAGGUGUCGUGACUCAGUCGCUCAAGGGAGAAGGCUUGAGAAUCUGAGCUGGCGCCUAUGGAACCGUGAGACCUUUUGCUGCGAGGGUGAAGAGAUGCUCAUGUCGUCGUGCGCUACCAGCCAACCCCGGGACAUUCAAUAUCCUCGCGAGACGGCAGUCGAGGACCUUCCGCAGCUGUCUGGCAGUGUCGACUCGGUUGCCGACGAAGAGGCGGUUGAUCUGAACGCAGAGACCACACCCGUCGACAUUGUACGGCCGAGGAUGCAGAGACAGGAUUCAUGCGCCAGCAGUCGGAGUCGUGGGAAGGAACGCCAUAUCACAUCGGAUGAGCUCGAGAAGAUGGUUGUGUCCAUCAUGGAGACCAAGUCGCCACUCAGCGUGCCCCUUCCCAACCUUCCCCGCUCCCUGUCAACCGAGGAGAACAAGACGACGAAAGCUGAGCAAUCAGGCUCGACCAACACUGAUGUGCGGUGCGAAACCCCCCAGGCCACCUCGGCCCAGCCCGCUCCAGCCGAGCAAACCGCGGAGCCGGAGCAGGAGGCGCAGCCUCGCACCAUUGUUACCCGAGGCUUCUCGCCAUCUCAGGCCCCCAUUAGCCGCACCACCAGCCUGCCGACAUCCAAGGCUCCGUCUCCCUGCGCCAUUCCUCAGCCCACCGAUGCCCCGGCUCCCAAGGUGGUUCUGCCAAAGAAGCAGCAGGCAAAGUUCGCGCUCGGUGGGUCAUCAGGCUCGGACGAGGAGUCUUUCAAGAACCGCGAUGUUGAGCCGAGGGGGAUCGCCGCUCAGCCGAGGGGCAAGAUGUUCCAGCUUGGAGGGUCAUCUGGCGAAGACUCGCCCCGGCCUGCCCAACAACUUGAACGAGCCGUCGCAGCAGAUAACGGGCAAAAGAAGGUUGCUUCGUUCAACAAUGAAGUCGUGACGCAGACUUAUACGUCCUCCGCCAUCAGCGACACCGAGGAUGACUACCUGGACGAGAGCGCUAUCGACGAUGACGACGAAGAGUGGGAGGAGGAAUCUGCUGAGGAGAGCGGCAGCUCAAUGGGCGAAGAGAAGCUUCAGUUCCGACGCAUCGAUUCGACCGCGAACUUGCCGUCCCGGCGGUCGCUGAUCACCCUCAUGCUCGCUGCCAACAACAACCGCGCUCAGCGGCUGGGCAACGUGGCGUCGCAGUCCACCUCGGCCCUCCCGCGGACCAGGGCUUCCCUUAACGGCCCAUCUCUGGUCGCCUCACCCAACGACUCGGAUGAGGCUCCCCUGAUGAUGAAGAGGGGUUCUUCACGCGCCCCGCCGAUGCGUCCCAUCAAUGAGAUUCCUCGAUCUGGCGCCCAGCCCAGCAACGUCACUGCCACAGGCAUGCAUCACCAAGCUGCGCUCUCGCCGCGCACGACACGGCGGAAUAUGCUCGCCACUGAGCUGACCGAGUCGCUGCGACGGAAUCUCCUCCGAGAGCGGUCCCAAAAGACGUCGACGGCCAACGCUGUGCUCAAGCGCAGGCACACGUCAACCGAUGUUGCCAACCUAAAGCAAUACCCUGAGAGACCGUAUAUGAAGAAAGACAAAGAGGUGGACACCGAUCCCAACAGCUGGGAUAAAUACUUCCAGAACCCGUUUGCCGGCUAUGCGCAAGCGUGGUAACACACUUAAUACACCCUACGCAUACCACCAUCGCAUACACUCGACCCGCAUUACACGAUACCCAGAAAGGCAUUUGCCUCGUCAGGCAGACAGACGUCUCUGCCACUCGUCUUGGCCCGUUUAUUUCAC